AUUUGCACAAAGUGAGCCACGAAACUGUUCACUCACUCAUCACCAUAUAUCUACUUAUAUCUGCUUCGAUCUUGUACUUGAAGAAGAGAAAGGAGAAAGGAGAGAAUAUAGACGAUGGGAGAGAACUCGUCGGCGGCGGCGAAGCACCAGAAUUAUCACCGGCAAGUGCUGGAUUUCUCGAUCAACGUCGACGCUCAGUCGCGCGCCGACUCCAAAUGCUUCGACGACGACGGUCGUCUCAAGAGAACUGGGAGUGUUUGGACGGCUAGUGCACACAUAAUAACGGCUGUUAUAGGUUCGGGAGUUUUGUCCUUAGCAUGGGCCGUGGCACAGUUGGGAUGGAUUGCUGGUCCUACUAUGAUGAUCUUGUUUUCUAUUGUCACCUAUUACACCUCCGUUCUUCUCUCCGAAUGUUACCGUUCCGGUGACCCUGUCACCGGCAAGAGAAACUACACCUACAUGGAUGCCGUCCGCUCCAAUCUUGGGGGAUUGCAGGUUAAGAUUUGUGGGGCAAUUCAGUAUGCAAAUCUGGUUGGAGUGGCAAUUGGGUACACCAUUGCCUCUGCUAUAAGCAUGAUGGCAAUCAAGAGGUCGAAUUGUUUCCAUGCUAGUGGAGGGAAGAACCCAUGCCAUAUUAACAGCAAUCCUUACAUGAUAAUAUUUGGAGUGGUGGAGAUCAUCUUCUCUCAAAUCCCAGAUUUUGAUCAGAUUUGGUGGCUCUCCAUUGUUGCUGCUGUCAUGUCCUUCACCUACUCAACCAUUGGACUUGGCCUUGGCAUUGCCAAAGUUGCAGAAAAUGGGAAAAUCCAAGGAAGCCUUACUGGAAUCAGCGUUGGAAGUAAUGUUUCUGAACUACACAAGAUAUGGUUAAGCUUUCAAGCGUUUGGAGCCAUAGCUUUUGCCUAUUCUUAUUCCCUCAUCCUCAUUGAAAUUCAGGACACAGUGAAGUCUCCACCAAGAGAAUCCAAGACAAUGAAGAGGGCAACCUUAAUCAGCGUAGCAGUAACAACCGUGUUCUACAUGCUGUGCGGGUGCUUUGGCUACGCCGCCUUCGGAGACAGCUCCCCGGGCAACCUCCUAACCGGCUUCGGCUUCUACAACCCCUUCUGGCUUCUCGACAUCGCCAACGCCGCCAUCGUCAUCCACCUCGUCGGCGCCUACCAGGUCUACUGCCAGCCCCUCUUCGCCUUCGUCGAGAAAUCCGCCAAACAAAAAUUCCCACAUUCCAACCUCAUAACCCGAGACCUACAAGUCCCCUUAGUCCCCAAUUUCAGGCUCAACCUUUUCCGCCUCAUCUGGCGCUCCCUUUUCGUGGUCUUCACCACCGUCGUCUCCAUGCUCCUCCCCUUCUUCAAUGACAUCGUUGGCAUCCUCGGGGCCCUGGGCUUCUGGCCGCUCACCGUUUACUUCCCCGUCGAAAUGUACAUCGUUCAGAAACAGAUACCCAAGUGGAGCACCAAAUGGGUCUGCUUCCAAAUCCUCAGCGCCGCCUGUCUCGUCAUCUCCGUUGCCGCCGCUGUCGGGUCCUUCGCCGGAGUUGUCACUGAUCUUAAGGUUUACAGGCCAUUCAAGACCAGCUACUGAUGAUCAUCUAUCCAGGCUUGACUUAUUAAUGUUGAGAUGUUCUUAAGGAUCGGAACAAAAAUGCCGAUUAAGAAGAGCUAGGCGUGCUGUUCUGUCGUCUGAUCUGUAGUGAUAGUUUAGUUUAUUAUAUGUUUUCAUAUCGUGUCUGGUGAGUUGUGAUGAUGCCAAAUUAAAGAUAUAUCAUAAUAAUGUCUGAUGAUCCUCAUAUCUUGUCCACUUUAGAAUCUCAAGUUUUUAGCAAAUCCAAAUAAUAUAUUAACUCCC
Molecule: messenger RNA, 1848 nt
Organism: Ipomoea triloba (trilobed morning glory)
Lineage: Eukaryota; Viridiplantae; Streptophyta; Magnoliopsida; Solanales; Convolvulaceae
Product: amino acid permease 3-like
Exons: 7
Coding region: 115-1584 (489 amino acids)
Cellular component (GO): plasma membrane
Source: RefSeq, a predicted model, not a curated record